AGAGAGAGUGACGUUUGAAAUGAGAAUGGGUUGAACGCCAACACAGCCACAUACUUGAAUGCAAAAUCUAACUCAGUGCCAUCCAUCAAGUCUUCAAGAUCCCUUUUGUGAUUCCCACGUCUCCCGCUAUACCAUUCCUUUUAAUCCCACUCCUUCAAUUCAAUUCGCCAUUUAAUAUUUCACCCCUCCUCAAUUUCUUCCCAUUCCAAUCUAAUUCACCCCCAUUUUCUUGCAUGGCCGCCCGCAUCUUUCUUCGAAUCUAAUUUCAUACAUUCACUUUCCCACUUCGUUUCUUGAUCGAAAAACCGAAUCUUGAGGGAUAGAGCUAUUCAACUUUUCUCGUUUUUUUUGUUAACUAUGACAGAAGUGCUGCAGUCACCCUCUUCUUCAUCCCCCCCUUCGAUUUCCACGCCCACGCACAAUCACAAUCACAAUCACGCUCUGUUUCAACCGUAUGGGGGAGAUGAGGUCGGUGCUAGGAUGAGAGAGGAGGAGGAAGUGAGGGAAAAGAGGGAUAAUGAGAGGAGGGAUCAGCUUUCCGUUUUGGCAUUGUUGGUUGCUCUGUUUAGGAAGAGCUUUUGGGUGACUUGCAAAACCGAAACCGAUGGCUUCUCAACCGGCGGCGGCGGUGGCGGUGGUAUGGAGAUCGGCUGGCCAACCGAUGUACAGCAUGUUAAUCAUGUCACUUUUGAUAGGUUUGAUGGUUUCAUGGGCUUGCCUGUUGAGUUCGAACCUGAGGUUCCCAGGAGGGCUCCAAGUGCUAGUGCAACUGUGUUUGGAGUUUCUACAGAGUCAAUGCAGCUAUCUUAUGAUCAUCAAGGCAAUAGUAUUCCUACUAUCCUCUUGCUUAUGCAAAGGCAUUUGUAUUCUCAACAUGGCCUUCAGGCCGAAGGUAUUUUCAGAAUAACUGCCGGAAACAGCCAGGAGGAGUUUGUCAGGGACCAACUAAGCAGAGGUGUAGUUCCCGAAGGGACUGAUGUACACUGUUUGGCAGGUCUAAUCAAGGCUUGGUUCAGAGAACUUCCAAGUGGGUUACUGGACUCUCUUUCACCCGAGCAGGUGAUGCAAUGCCAGUCGGAGGACGACUGUGAUGCGCUCAUAAGGCUUCUACCACCAACAGAAGCUGCUCUUUUGGAUUGGGCAAUCAACCUAAUGGCAGAUGUAGUCCAGCAAGAACUUUUUAAUAAGAUGAAUUCUCACAACAUCGCUAUGGUAUUCGCUCCUAACAUGACACAGAUGGCUGACCCGUUGACGGCUUUGAUGUAUGCUGUACAAGUUAUCAAAUUCUUAAAGACUCUUAUAGAGAAGACCCUACGAGAAAGGGAAGAGUCGGUUAUAGAACCAACUUCUAUUCCUCACAUGGAGUCUCCUGGCGACAACGGGAACCAGAGCUCUUCGACUAUGUAUCAUGACAGUUGGGCUGAAUCAACUGAAGAGACAGUACACGAUUUUGUGGCAGAGGAUCCUGGUUCAGACACUGACUGGGAGACGAGCCAAGUGGAAAAUGUCAGUGAUGAGGAUUAUCACAGCUAUUCGUCUUGCAGCGAAGAGUCUGAAGAAAGUGUCACUUGUGGAACUCCUCGAGGCCAUGGAGUAGUCGUUCAGAAUCGGGGUGGAGAGAGCACGAGGGAAGCAGGCGGGCGUGUCGGGUAAAUCUAAGCCGGCAAGUGAAGCUGCGGCAGGUUCGGGUAUGAAGAAGAUGAUGGAGAUCAAGUGUAAAGAAAGCAGCAACUUGAGCCGUAUUAACUCAAUGACUGAAUGGUUUGAAGGUUGGCGUUAAGAGUGUAAGGACCCACACCACACUCUUUCGCUCUUCUAUCACUAAAUUGUGUUUGCUUUAGAAAUAAUACUACUAUUUAGUUCUUGUUUAUUAUUCUGUGCUCCUAUUUGAGAGUAAUCUUCAUUGCUCUCAAUUAGGAGUAAUCUUCAUUUUUAUAAUUUUAAAUAUGUAUGAUUCGAUUUUUUUAGAGAGGAUUUUUUAAAUAUGUGGAUUUGAAGAUUACAUGUGGUUUGACUUUCGAGAGAGUAUGAUUGGAUGAUUUGCGUCAUAUA
This is a messenger RNA of Salvia splendens (bonfire salvia), 2052 nucleotides long. RefSeq names its product rho GTPase-activating protein 5. Lineage: Eukaryota; Viridiplantae; Streptophyta; Magnoliopsida; Lamiales; Lamiaceae. Gene Ontology annotation, biological process: signal transduction. The coding region runs from base 358 to 1653 and encodes 431 amino acids. The transcript has 5 exons. The record is from RefSeq and is a predicted model, not a curated record. Gene Ontology annotation, molecular function: GTPase activator activity.